This is a messenger RNA of Diaporthe citri, 1374 nucleotides long. RefSeq lists its product as uncharacterized. The record is from RefSeq and is a predicted model, not a curated record. Gene Ontology annotation, biological process: DNA replication checkpoint signaling; mitotic intra-S DNA damage checkpoint signaling; cellular response to ionizing radiation. The transcript has 6 exons. Gene Ontology annotation, cellular component: checkpoint clamp complex. Lineage: Eukaryota; Fungi; Ascomycota; Sordariomycetes; Diaporthales; Diaporthaceae. The coding region runs from base 1 to 1374 and encodes 457 amino acids.
AUGGCUCUCGUCAAUUUCACCCUGAGCGAGGACGGCGUGGGCGCCUUCAAUGACGCGCUGGUCUGCAUCCAAAAAUUCAGUGACGACGUGUCGCUUGAGAUCAAGAAGGACAAGUUGGUCCUUACUGCGCUGAACCUCACCAAAUCCGCCUACGUAUCCUUCACCUUCGCCGCCAACAGAUUCUUCUCACGAUUCCAUUUUGAGGGAAACACACAGUAUCGCGAGAGAUUCUUCUGCUCAAUAUACAUCAAGGCACUCUUCCGCACCCGCACAGGCGGUGAUCCUACCAGAGAUCGGGACAAUGUCACCACUAUUGAAAGGUGUGAUGUAGCCAUUGAUGAUGGCCCAGGAAAGAAGAGCCGCUUCAUCGCCAAGAUCUUUUGCCGAAAUGGGAUCACUGCGACUCAUCGACUGUCAUUUGAAGCCAAGGCUCCUGUCCAUGCCAAGUUCGACAAGACUGAGGCCAUAAAUCACUGGACCAUCAACUCGCGGACCUUGCGCUCUCUGAUGGAGCAUUUCGGACCUGGCAUCGAUCUUCUCGAUAUCAACACUGACGGCGAGAACGUCGUCAACUUUACAUGUUUCACGGAAAAGCAAGUCAGUGUAAAUAACGAGGCUGUGUUGAAGAAACCACUCCACACAUCAAUUGCGGUGGAGAUGGACGAAUUCGACGACAUCGAAGUGGCCGACAAGCUUCACAUCAUUAUCAGUGUGCGAGACUUUCGUGCCAUUCUUCAGCACGCCAAUUGGACAAGCGGCGACCUCAAUGCUACAUACUCGAGACCCGGCCGGCCAAUGAAGAUUUCCUACGGCCGUGAUGGCAUCGUGUGCGAGUUUGUUCUGAUGACGGUGGAUGAGAAGAGCACAACAGUACAGAAGAAGGGUCAGAGCAAAGCCGCCACAAAGGCUUCCAGACCGAGUCUGAAUGCUGCACCCAACACACCAGCUGCGGGAGCCAACAACGACUCGCGGCAACCAACUCCUGCGCCACCGAGGGAGCAGCAAGAACAGCAAGCCAGAAUGCCGCCACCAGCAAGGAGGUCAACUGCUCCUCGUUCGUCGCAGUUCGACAUCCGAGCACCACUAGUCCAGCCUCAGUCCACGCUCAAGUCCGAGUCGCUGUUCCUCCCGCAGCCAGACGACGAUGAAAUGUGGGCACCUGUCAAUCCGGACGAUGAUGAAGAAGGCGAACACCCCCGACUGGAGUGGGAUGCCAGCAACGAGCCGAACCCAUCGGCCAUGCGAAUCAGCGACCACUCCGGCAACACCCAGAGCAACCCGCCCGACGAUUCUGGAGGGCCUUUGCCACCAUUCGUGGAGCCGACACAAAGGGUGUCCGACGUCCGCAAGUUUGGCCUCUUUGGGGACUGGUGA